AUGGAAAAGGUGGUUACUGAGAUACCUCUAGAUCAUGCAGAUCGUGAUUCACCUAUGCUUAGGCGGUGUGUUAAGAGGAUGGUCCAAAAUGAAGUGAGCCCUGAGGAAGGAGCUUUGCUGGCUAGAGACAUGGGUGCUAUCUUUUUGAAACAGACCCCACAGAGUAAGAAAGAAAAGAAGAAGAAAGUGUUUGUUUCUAAAAAAGUUAGUGCCAUGAUUCAGAGCAGGAUUCCGGAGAAGUUACCUGAUCCAGGAAGUUUCGUGCUAGACUGCUCUAUCGUCACAGAAAGAUUUCCUCACUCUCUUUGUGAUCUUGGCUCUGGUAUCAACUUGAUACCAUACUCUGUUGCUGUGAGACUUGGGAUGACAGAUUUCAAGCCGACUAGGAUCUCUCUUAUCUUAGCUGAUAGAUCGAAAAGGAUUCCCAAAGGUAUUUUAGAGGAUGUUUUGAUAAGAGUUGGUGAAUGCAUGAUUCCUGCUGAUUUUGUUGUUCUUGAGUAUGCUAAAGAACCUAAGGAUCCUAUUAUCCUUGGGAGAUCUUUCUUGGCUACCGCUGGUGCUCUUAUAGAUGUUCAGAAAGGAAAGAUUGGACUGCAUGUUGGUGAUUUGGUUAUGAACUUUGACAUGGAACAGUUGAGAAGAGCACCUACUAUUGAUGGCCAUACAUUUCUGUAG
Capsella rubella is the source of this 675-nucleotide messenger RNA. RefSeq lists its product as uncharacterized. Lineage: Eukaryota; Viridiplantae; Streptophyta; Magnoliopsida; Brassicales; Brassicaceae. The coding region runs from base 1 to 675 and encodes 224 amino acids. The transcript has a single exon. The record is from RefSeq and is a predicted model, not a curated record.